This is a messenger RNA of Drosophila nasuta, 1659 nucleotides long. RefSeq lists its product as uncharacterized. The coding region runs from base 1 to 1659 and encodes 552 amino acids. The transcript is spliced from 4 exons. The record is from RefSeq and is a predicted model, not a curated record. Lineage: Eukaryota; Metazoa; Arthropoda; Insecta; Diptera; Drosophilidae.
AUGCUCCAUGGACUGGAGAUCAACGGCUCGGCAGCAAACAGUACGAGGCAGCUCAUGUCCAAGCUAACCCAGGCAUGCGAUGCAUCAAUGCGUAAAGCAGGACGAGGUACAAAGCACCAACCUGUAUACUGGUGGAACCAGGAUAUCGCCAAGGCCCGCAAGGAUUGCUUUCAGGCACGACGAAGGUACCAGAGGACCCUUACACUUGGAUCCCACAGAGCAGACGCCCAUCACCAGGCACUGAGGGAAAAAAGGCGCAUAUUGAAAUCGCUGAUUAAAAGCAGCAAGAGGAAGCUGUUCCUAGAGCUUUGCGACGAAGCCGACGCCGACCCCUGGGGGUACAAGCCACCUGAAGACCCUUCCGGGUACAGACCCAUUUGUCUGCUCGAUUCGGUAGGCAAGGCUCUCGAGAGAGUAAUCUGCACGCGACUCAAUGCAGAGAUUGACAGAGUUGGGGGUCUCUCUGAGUCGCAGUUUGGCUUCCGGAAGGCCCGAUCAACAAGGCACGCAAUCCAGGAGGUGACAGACCUGGCAAAAAAGGCCAUAGAAGGCAAACGCUGGCUGUGGGGUGAAAAAGAGUACUGCCUGGUAGUAACCCUAGACGUCAGGAAUGCGUUCAAUUCAGCGAACUGGGAAAAGAUUAUGCAAAGUCUGAACAAUCUGAGCAUAAACCCACACCUGAUAGGCAUAAUAGGAAGCUACCUAAAUGGCAGAAUUCUUCGCUACCAAACCAGUGAAGGAACGAAAACGUACGAAGUCACAGGAGGAGUCCCACAGGGAUCGGUCCUCGGCCCGACCCUCUGGAAUCUCAUGUACGAUGGCAUUCUACGGCUGAGACUUCCACCAGGCGUGAAAAUGAUCGGGUUUGCGGACGAUGUGGCGAUAGUGGCAGUAGGCAAACACCUACGUGAACUGGAGAUAGCCACCAACAGGGCAAUCGUACAGGCCCAAGAAUGGCUAACCAAUGCAGGAUUGAGCCUAGCAGAGCACAAAACGGAGGCGGUACUCAUAAGCUCGAGGAAGACCGUGGAAACCGCGAACCUGACGGUACAUCUGAAGCUAGUAGCCGACAAGGCAUCAGUGGCAUGCUCUGCAUUGGCCCGCAUAAUGCCAAAUACCAGAGGUCCGAAGGAGUUGCGCCGCAGACUCAUCAGUGGUGUAGUGCGUUCGAUAACCACAUACGCAGCAUCAAUCUGGCGGAAGCAGAGCAGCGAACAGGCAGAUUUCCCUAAGCGAGUGGCAGCGCAGGUGGAGUUCAUCCAACAAAGGCGCAUGGACGCGUACCCUCAUCCCGGAGUGAGUGAAUGGGUAAACAGGAAACACGGACAGGUGAACUACUACCUGACGCAACUUUUGAGCGGACACGGCUGUUUUAAAGACUACCUCUUCCGUUUUGGGCAUGAGGCAGACCCACUCUGUCCCAGAUGCGGGAUAGGAUACCCGGAAGACGCCGAGCACGUGUUUUUUAACUGUCCGAGAUUCAGAAGAGAACGAGAAAGUGUGGAACGGAAGUAUGGGGAACCGGUGACGCCAUCGAAUCUUGUAUACCACAUGCUGGCAAACAUGGACAAUUGGGAGGCUGCAGAUGAAAUGGCGAACGCAGUCAUGAAGGAGCUACGGCGGGAAGAAAGAUCCCGGAGAACGGAAGACGGCCGAUAA